AUGCCCGACGGCGGAAAAUCCAAGAAUAAGAAGAAGAACAAGGGGCAGGCCCAACCCCACGCCACAGAUGGACACAAUUCCAAGGAGGACGUGAAAGAAACACUGGAUCAGAAGAAUGACGUCCAGGGAGACGCGACCGAAGACCACAAACCUGAACAGGCCGAGAAUGGGAAGGACUCAGAUGCGGGGUCCAACGAUGGCGGACUACAUGAUGAUGAUUCCCAAGUUUCCAGGGCGAUAUCACCUAUCCUAGAAGCCUUGCGCUCUAAAGACCGUUUCGAGGCCCUUGUGCGUGAUCGCGAUUCUCUGCGCGCCGAAGUAACCGAUAUGCGAAAGUCGCUCGAAGAGAUUCAGUCGAAACACCGGACGGAUAUGGAGGCUCUACAGACUAAACUGGACGAUGCGGAGAGUAAAAAGGAGCACGCCGAAUCCCAAUUUCGUGGUUUACUCGAGCGAGUAAAUACCAUCAAAUCGCAACUCGGUGAACGCCUCAAGGAAGAUGCUGAGGAAAUUGCUCAAGCGAGGUCAAGGAUUGAAGAGUUGGAGGAACAAAACUCGAGUGCCAAAGAGGAAUAUGAGUCGAAGAUCUCAGAGGUGACGAAGGAAAACGAGCAAAUGUCAAAAGAACUUUCCGAAUUACGAGAACGAACAAAUUUGUCUCAGCAAAAUUGGCUCCGAGAGAAGGAUGAGCUCUUGGAACAGGAGUCGUAUCUUCAAUCGGAAUUCGAGCAAGCAAAAGAGGCUAUGCAUAAUUGGGAAGUUCUCGCAAUGGAGGAGCGCUCUAUCAGAGAAAACCUUGGAGAGAAAGUAAUAGAUCUGGAAGAGCAAUUGGCUAGUGUGAAGGACUCGUUUGAGAAGGCUUCCGCAGAGCGUGACUCUCAGUCGGCGACGGUGGAUGGGUUGCAGCGAGCUUUGCAAGAAAUACAGGCUGCGCGCAAGCAGGAGCUUCGCGAACUCGUAGAGAGCUCUGACGCUCAAAUCGAGCAGUUGAAGCAGGCACUGAACGAAGCGAAGAUGAAAGCAACCGAGGCGGAAACGUCCCUUCAGGAUAUUCAAGGCGAGCUUGAGAGGGUUCGGCCUUUCGAGAAGGAGGUUCGGGAGAAGAACCUUUUAAUUGGCAAGCUUAGGCAUGAAGCUGUAACGCUGAAUGAUCACUUGACGAAGGCUCUGCGGUUUCUCAAGAAGGGAAAGCCAGAGGACAAUGUUGAUAGGCAUAUUGUCACGAAUCAUUUACUGCACUUCCUUGCGCUUGAUCGGUCAGACCCAAAGAAGUUCCAGAUCUUGCAACUUAUUGCUGCGCUUUUGGGCUGGUCAGAUGAGCAACGUGAGCAGGCAGGCCUAGCUCGCCCAGGAGCCUCCGGGACCACCAGUGGUAGCAGGCUUCGGGUGCCAGGUUCCCCAAUGCAUCGCACCCCAAGUACUCCAACUCUUGCGACCGAGUUUAUGGACAAUGGCGCCGCAAGCAAAGAGUCAUUAGCGGAGCUAUGGUCCAACUUCCUUGAACAGGAGUCACAGGCCUCCCGUGAACAUAGCUAA
Molecule: messenger RNA, 1536 nt
Organism: Aspergillus calidoustus
Lineage: Eukaryota; Fungi; Ascomycota; Eurotiomycetes; Eurotiales; Aspergillaceae
Source: the annotation of a GenBank genome assembly